AUGAAAGGCGAGUGUGACAUGGGCAUGACUUUCAGGCCGAGCGAGACGUCGUCUCUUUUACGCACUUGGGCCCUGUUGCCACAUUUCCUGUGCCAGCUUCCUGUGCAAACGUCGCUCGCCCUCCUGCUGCUGCUCCUGAUCCUGCUCCGGUCCCCAACAGCGUCCAGCAGCAGAGACCAGCAGUGUGCAAGUUCUGUGCAGCGGACCUUGAAACUGACCAGACUCAUCCACACGGAAUCUGUGGAUCUCAUCAAAACAUACAGAGCCUCCCAAGGAGACAUGUCCCACCUCUUCUGCAAGGUGUCCAUCCCCGACGUCCCCGAGCCCAACAUCUCCGGCCUGGAGCCCUCGGAGAGGACGGAGAGCAUCCUCCGCCACCUGCGGGUCUUCUCCUCUCACCUGAGGCGGGUGUACGAGCAGCAGACGGACCUGCAGCGCCCCGACAGCGGCCUCCUGGUCCAGCUGGACACGGUGGGGGAACGCAACCGGGGCCUGGAGGCGCUCCUGCGGAACUUCUACCGGGACGUUUUCCCCAACCUCCAGGACUGGCCGGCGGGGGCGCCCGCCUCCCUGCCGCCCGCGCAGAACACCUUCCAGCAGAAGGUUUACGGCUGCGUGGUGUUGAAGACCUACAAGGACUUCCUGCUGAACGUCUGCAGGGAGCUGAGGAGCAUGAGGAGCCGAGUGUGCCGAGGGAGACGCAAUUUCCUGUGAGACUGUGAGUGCCUAUUUAUCAUAUUUAAUAUUUAUUUUUCUUAUGUAUUCUGAGCGGCCGCAAGCACCUUAAAUAUGUCGGGGUGAUUACAAGUACUUAUUGCAUC
This is a messenger RNA of Entelurus aequoreus (snake pipefish), 821 nucleotides long. It is a transcript of the gene m17, whose product is annotated as IL-6 subfamily cytokine M17. The transcript has 3 exons. Gene Ontology annotation, biological process: ciliary neurotrophic factor-mediated signaling pathway; negative regulation of neuron apoptotic process. Bases 1 to 714 code for a protein of 237 amino acids. NCBI's taxonomy places the organism in Eukaryota, Metazoa, Chordata, Actinopteri, Syngnathiformes, Syngnathidae. The record is from RefSeq and is a predicted model, not a curated record. Gene Ontology annotation, molecular function: ciliary neurotrophic factor receptor binding.